Ichthyophthirius multifiliis is the source of this 906-nucleotide messenger RNA. RefSeq lists its product as hypothetical. NCBI's taxonomy places the organism in Eukaryota, Ciliophora, Oligohymenophorea, Hymenostomatida. Gene Ontology annotation, molecular function: hydrolase activity, hydrolyzing O-glycosyl compounds. The transcript has 2 exons. The record is from RefSeq and is a predicted model, not a curated record. Gene Ontology annotation, biological process: carbohydrate metabolic process.
AUGUUAUAUAUCUAGCUCUUUAACACCUAUAUCAAUAGAAUACAAAGUUGGUAUGGCGAAAGUGUUUUAAAUAAUCUAGGAUUAGGUUCUAAAUGCUACAAUGUAAUAAUUCUCACUUUUUGGACUCCUAGUUGGAUAUCUGAUUCCCUUUCGGUAUGGCAAAAUUUAUAUACUUAUUUAGGAACAGAUAAAUAUGGAAAAUCAACUGCAAUGGUUCAAAAAUAUUUAUUAGAUGAAUUACAUAAGUAAAAUAAAAAAUUAUUUAUAAGCGCUUUUGGUUCUACUUCUAAUCCAACUAAUUUAGAUCCUGAAACUGUAGCAUCAUAAUUGGCAGAUUUUAUAAACUAAAACCCUUAUUUGGAUGGAGUAGAUAUUGACUACGAAGAUAACGAUGCUAUGCGCAAAGGUACUGCUGUAAAUUGGCUUAUCGUAUUCUAAAAAGCAUUAAGUUCAAAAGUGCAAAAUAAAAAUAUAAUUUUUACUCAUGCUCCUUAAGCGCCUUACUUCUCAAGACAAGUAUAUAAUGAUUAAGGAUACUAUAAAAUAGAAAAAGAAAUAGGACAUCUUAUUAGUUGGUAUAAUGUCUAAUUCUAUAAUUAAUUGGAAAAUAAAUAUGAUACUUAUGAAACAUUAUUCUUAGAAAGUGGAGAAUUCUUUGUCUAAUCUAGUUAUAAGGAAAUUAUUGAGUUAGCUGAAAUUCCUAUUUAAAAGCUCAUUUUGGGAAAACCAGCAGUCCCAAAUGAUGCUUCUAAUACUGGGUAUAUUACUCCUGAUUAACUUGGAUAAAUAUGUAAUAAAGCUAAAGGUGAACUCGGAUAUGAACUUCCUGGUUUUAUGAUUUGGUAAUUUCUUUCAGAUAAUUAAUGCAAUUUUCAUAAUUAAUUCAUUAAUAAUUAUUAACCUUGA